CCCCUAUUCGUAUCUGGCCCACCUCCUACCUCCGGAAGGGCGAGAUCGGCAGGAAAAGGGCUUUCGGACAUCUAUCGUUCCUUUGAUCGAAGUUCUCACCUUAACCAAAACCAAAUCUCUCUCUCCCCCUAGAGAAGGUCCCUCCCUUCCUCCUCGAUAUUCGAAGUAGAAGAGGCGAGGAAGGUGGGCUGGGCGAAGAAGAAGAAGAAUUGUUUUUGAGGUCUAGAGUGGAGAGAUCUAUGGGGAUGGCGAGUGAGGUCCAAGAAGCAAGAUCGACCCGGAUCUGAUCCCCGGAACCCUAAUUCAUGGCGGGCGCCGUCUCCGCGCUGUUCCUUCUCGACAUCAAGGGCCGGGUCCUCGUGUGGCGGGACUACCGCGGCGACGUCUCUGCCCUCCAGGCCGAGCGCUUCUUCACCAAGCUCAUCGAGAAAGAGGGGGAUCCAGAGUCCCACUCUCCGGUGGCGUACGAUAAUGGAGUGACGUACAUGUUCAUACAGCACAACAAUGUGUUCCUUAUGACAGCCGCGAGGCAGAACUGCAAUGCCGCCAGCAUUCUUCUGUUUCUGCACCGUGUUGUUGAUGUGUUUAAACAUUAUUUUGAAGAGUUGGAGGAGGAAUCAUUAAGAGAUAAUUUUGUUGUCGUGUAUGAGUUACUUGAUGAAAUGAUGGACUUUGGGUACCCACAGUACACAGAAGCUAAAAUUCUUAGUGAGUUUAUAAAGACAGAUGCAUACAGGAUGGAAGUUACACAGAGGCCUCCAAUGGCUGUGACAAAUGCAGUGUCUUGGCGUAGUGAAGGGAUACGGUACAAGAAAAAUGAAGUGUUCUUGGAUGUGGUAGAAAGUGUAAAUAUUCUUGUCAACAGCAAUGGACAAAUUAUUCGCUCGGAUGUAGUUGGGGCAUUGAAAAUGAGAACAUAUCUGAGUGGAAUGCCCGAGUGUAAGCUUGGGCUAAAUGACAGGGUACUUUUGGAAGCUCAAGGUCGAGCAACAAAGGGGAAAGCCAUAGAUCUGGAUGAUAUCAAGUUCCAUCAGUGUGUUCGUUUGGCUCGAUUUGAGAACGACAGAACUAUCUCCUUCAUACCACCUGAUGGGUCUUUUGAUCUGAUGACGUACAGACUGAGUACUCAGGUAAAACCUUUGAUUUGGGUAGAAGCUCAAGUUGAGAGGCAUUCACGAAGUCGUAUAGAGAUCAUGGUGAAGGCAAGAAGUCAGUUCAAGGAGCGAAGCACUGCGACAAAUGUAGAAAUUGAGCUGCCUGUACCUUCAGAUGCUACCAAUCCUAACGUGCGGACUUCCAUGGGUUCUGCUGCAUAUGCACCUGAAAAUGAUGCACUGGUCUGGAAAAUAAAAUCUUUUCCUGGUGGCAAGGAGUAUAUGUUGAGGGCAGAAUUUAGCCUUCCCAGUAUUACUGCAGAAGAGGCCACUCCUGAGAAAAAAGCGCCUAUACGUGUGAAGUUUGAGAUUCCAUAUUUUACUGUAUCUGGAAUACAGGUCCGGUACCUGAAGAUCAUUGAGAAGAGUGGAUACCAGGCCCUUCCAUGGGUUCGAUACAUCACAAUGGCUGGCGAGUAUGAACUGAGACUUAUCUAGUUCAUUGUUGAGCGCUUCUCUGUUGAUUACCAGCAUACACGGCUUGAGGAUUUCAGAGUACACUGCAAGUUUUAGAGGAGCUUGGGCGGACUCGUCAAUUCAUCCUUGGCAUGUGAAUUAUAAAGCUCGACCAAACGGCUGUCUCAUCUUCUUCCUUAUCCUGUGAUACAUGGACAUUUUGUAAGGGCAUGAUGCUUAUCCAAAGAGUAUUUUUUUUUUUUUGUGCAAUUUUUCAGAUAAUCCUGAGUUUGUUAAGUAAUUGCGUGAUGGCCUCUGUUAUCUGAUGUCUAUCAUGAAUUGAUAACAGAACUUAUGUUGGAAUCAUAUAUCUGAUAUUUCUUUGGUUAAUUAAGGGUAUCCCGUGAUAUAUUAAAUAGGAAA
This is a messenger RNA of Elaeis guineensis (African oil palm), 1973 nucleotides long. RefSeq names its product AP-1 complex subunit mu-2. Gene Ontology annotation, biological process: intracellular protein transport; vesicle-mediated transport. Gene Ontology annotation, cellular component: clathrin adaptor complex. Lineage: Eukaryota; Viridiplantae; Streptophyta; Magnoliopsida; Arecales; Arecaceae. The record is from RefSeq and is a predicted model, not a curated record.